Messenger RNA from Adineta steineri, 1548 nucleotides. The record is from the annotation of a GenBank genome assembly. NCBI's taxonomy places the organism in Eukaryota, Metazoa, Rotifera, Eurotatoria, Adinetida, Adinetidae.
AUGGAUAAUAUUAUUGGUCCAACAGAACAAAGACAUUUUACUGAACAACGUCGACGAUCAGUUGUUAUUGAUUAUUUACUUGCAGCUUCUACUCAUGGAUUACGUGGUGUUGGUCGUGCUUAUUCAACAUGCAAUCGUACCUUCUGGGUUAUUGUAUUCACAUUAGCUACAGGAUUGAUGUUUUACUUUGUUAUACAAUCUAUUCUACAAUAUUAUGCAUAUCCAACACAAACAAAAGUAGAAAUAAAUUUAGAUCUUGCAAUGGAUUUUCCUGCUGUUACUGUUUGUAGUGCAACUCCAAAUCGAUAUGAUAAAACAAAUAUAUCAUUGGUCAAUUUAUUCUAUCGAUUAUAUCCAUCUUAUGCAAAAUUCAAUCAAACUAUACUGAAUUCUUUGUUAGUACCAUUAUAUAUUGACUUAUUUAAUCGAAAUCAAAUAGAAGAAGAGCAAUCGAUUGGAUAUAAAUUAACUGAUAUAAUGUUAUAUUGUAAUUAUAGUGGAAUUGAUUGUUCAAAUGCAUUUGUUCCUUCAUUAUCAUCAAUAUUUGGUAAUUGUUAUACAUUUAAUUGGAAAACAUCAAUACCUUUCUUUACAUUGAACAGUGUUAGUAAUACUUUUGUGAUCAAAGAAGGUCUCCCACUAGGAUUUUAUAUACCACGUGAAAGUUAUUUUCCAACUCUUUCCUAUGAUGCUGGUCUUGUUGUAUUAUUACAUGAUAAUGAUGAACUUCCAUUACCUAAUGAAAAUGGUUGCGGUCUUCAACCUGGUUUAUCUCAUUCGAUCAUUUACCGUAAAACUAUAACAACAUUUUUACCAGCUCCCUAUAGUCAAUGUACAUCAGAUAUAGCUGAUGAUUUACGUUCUCUCUAUGACACAACAUUUAUGAAUCAAACAGCAUCACAAACAGUUGCUUACUCUGAAUCACUAUGUCGAGAAUUAUGUGAACAAGCCUAUGUAUUUUCACAAUGUUCAUGUAUUCUUCCUUCUGCUUUUUUUACUCGACAUAUAUAUACCUUAGAUGGUCAUCUUAUCUCGGCAAAUAUUUGUAAUCCAUUUAAUCAACAAAUACAAUGUGCACUCGACUCUGAACAAAAAUUCGUUGCUAGUGAAGAAUUACAAACAUUAUGGUGUACUCGUUGUGCUCCUCAAUGUCAACAUACAGAUUUUAGUACUGAUCUUAGUGCACAAUCAGCUCCAUCUGAAGCAGAAAUAGAAAACUGGGCUGCCAUAUUAUUGAAUGGAACUAAUACGACUAGUCUAUUAGUUCCUGACGAUUUUGCACAACGUUUCGAUUACUAUUUUGAAAGAAAUUAUUUAAAAGUAUUCAUUGGAUGUGGUAGUAAAUAUGUUACCGAAUAUAAACAAGAAGCUAAAUUGAGUUUUAUUGAUACAUUUUCAGCUAUUGGAGGACAAACUGGAUUAUGGAUUGGUUUAAGUGUAUUGAGUGUCAUUGAAUUAAUUGAACUUCUUUAUCGACUUAUACACAAACUACUUAUACAUCGGAAAAAUACUGUUACACCAAUGACCAUUGUAGUCAAUAGCAAAUAA